Molecule: messenger RNA, 6672 nt
Organism: Branchiostoma floridae (Florida lancelet)
Lineage: Eukaryota; Metazoa; Chordata; Leptocardii; Amphioxiformes; Branchiostomatidae
Product: protein unc-13 homolog B-like
Exons: 45
Coding region: 167-5152 (1661 amino acids)
Biological process (GO): synaptic transmission, glutamatergic; synaptic vesicle maturation; synaptic vesicle priming
Cellular component (GO): terminal bouton; presynaptic active zone cytoplasmic component; presynaptic membrane
Molecular function (GO): phospholipid binding; calmodulin binding; diacylglycerol binding
Source: RefSeq, a predicted model, not a curated record
GGUUCUGUAGAUGACGUCAUCAGGUGCAAGCUUGCGGGACAAAAAAUGGCGAAUAUUGAGAAAGUGAAAUUCUGGUCGACGUGCCGUGGGGCAAUCAGCGACUGACCGGACCUGAUGUGGGUUUGGCCCGUUAGAGCAGGCCUUUUAGACAAAGGGUGUGGUGAAGAUGUCACUGCUAUGUAUCUGCGUGAGGAAAGCACGCUUGAUGGGAGCUGCAGAAAAAUUCCAAACAUAUGUGACCCUCAAGCUUCAGAAUGCGAAGAGUACCACGAUAGCAGUGAAAGGCAACAGUCCCAGCUGGGAGCAGGACUUCAUAUUUGAAACAGAGAGACUGGACAUGUGUUUGGUGGUGGAGUUGUGGAAUAAGGGGAUGCUAUGGGACUCCCUUCUGGGAACUGUGGUGACUCCACUUCAGAGCAUCCCCCAAUCUUCUGAGGAGAAAGUACAGGAGGAGGGACCAGGAGAUUGGUACAGUUUAGAUGCAGAUGUUCUGAUGAAGAAUGACGUCAUCAGUGGGACCAAAACACCAACUAACCACCAAAUCAUGUUGGAUAUGCGCUUUGAAGUACCUUACAACAUCCCAGAUGAGGAGGCCUUUCUCCUGCAACAGAAGCUUGAGGCUUUCAAUACUCUAACAGAUCAGGAGGUUCCUAAUGUUGAUGAGGAACUCCGGCAAAGAGGGAGACCACCAGGACAGCAAUCUAUGUCUGAUGAUGUAGACAGUGAUUACACAUCAGACGGAAAUGUCCCCUACGACACCCAGCAGAACAACAUCUCCGCCCAUCAGUAUAGAAAUAUGUACCAAGCACAUAGUCCAGAUGGUUUCACAGACCAAAGUCCAGAGAUGUUUCUUCAGGAAGAACGACAACAGAACGUGCAACUUCCAAAUGUAGAAGACUUCCAGCCCGUGGACGAUCUGUACCAUGAUGCUUAUGAUGCCUACAAUUCCUUGGACGGAGAGCCCAAUAACUACAAUUCAGUCAGUACUGGAGUACCCAGGAGUGACAUAGACACAGAAUCUGAAGCUAGCUCUUUCCAUACCGCCGUCAGUCGCUUGCCGCGGGAAGGACACGAGUCUGGCCACGCCCCACGUGCAACCCAGUCCAACAAGACCAUGGGCAGCAGCAGGCAGUCUCUCGUGGGAAGCAGGCAAUCAUUGCUGGAUAGCCCAGUGAAUGGCACAGGUAGCCGAAUCUCUUCAGCCACAGUCAGCAGACAAAGCACAGCGGAAAGCGAGCAGCCUCCGAGUACCGUAUCUCCUCGGGAAAGCGACAAGGAUGGGGCGCUUACGGAGGAGGAGAGCAGCGAGAGCCCCACGCCGGCCAGGCUUCGCUGGCAGAAUGCCAUCGCUAAAGUUCGACUGCAGAUCAGGCAAGAGAAAGAAGCUGAGUCAGGAGGAAGGACCUCCCACUGGUCUGGACUGUUACCUAUGGGAAAUGCAGAGCAUUUCUACAGCAAUAUAGAUGCAAUGCCGGAAAUAAUGAAGAGGAAAAAGUCCAUUCCUUUAGUCAGUGAAUUGGCAAUGUCCCUGGCAGCGAUGAAGCGUCAACAAGGUAUCCACAAUGCCAUGGCAACCAGAUCAUCCCUCAAUGAUGAGGAGCUGAAACAGCACGUGUACAAGAAGACAUUGCAGGCCUUGAUCUACCCCAUCUCCAGCACCACUCCUCACAACUUUGAGAUGUGGACAGCGACGACUCCCACCUACUGCUAUGAAUGUGAGGGUCUCCUUUGGGGGAUCGCCAGGCAAGGGGUCCGCUGUACAGAGUGUGGGGUUAAGUGCCACGAGAAGUGCAAGGACCUUCUGAACGCAGACUGCUUACAACGUGCGGCGGAGAAGGCCAGCUCAAAGCACGGAGCAGAGGACAAAACACAAAACAUCAUCUCAGCCAUGAGAGACAGGAUGAAAAUAAGGGAGAGAAACAAACCUGAGAUUUUUGAGCUGAUCAAGGAAGUUUUUAGUGUAGACAAAACCUCCCAUGCAGGACACAUGAAGGCUGUAAAGCAGAGUGUUCUGGAUGGGACAUCCAAGUGGUCAGCCAAACUAGCAAUAUCAGUGGUGAGUGCCCAGGGCCUGUGUCCAAAAGAUAAGACUGGGACCAGUGAUCCGUAUGUGACAGUGCAAGUUGGCAGAGUCAAGAAGAGAACGAGAACAGUAAUACAGGACCUGAACCCUGUCUGGGACGAGAAGUUUUACUUUGAGUGCCAUAAUUCAUCUGAUAGAAUCAAAGUCCGGGUAUGGGACGAAGACGAUGACUUCAAGUCCAGGUUGAAGCAGAAGCUUAGUAGAGAAUCAGAUGACUUUCUUGGCCAAACUAUUAUAGAAGUUCGAACUCUCAGUGGAGAGAUGGACGUUUGGUACAACUUAGACAAGAGAACAGAUCGAUCUUCAGUAUCAGGAGCAAUCAGGUUACGUAUUAGUGUGGAAAUCAAGGGAGAGGAGAAAGUGGCAUCUUACUAUGCACAGUACACAUGCCUACAUGAGAACCUCUUCCACUAUCUCUGUGAAAAGAAUGGUGGGAUGUACAAGAUACCUGAUGCAAAAGGAGAUGAUGCUUGGAAGAUUUAUUUUGAUGAACCUGCCCAGGAGAUAGUGGACGAGUUCGCCAUGAGAUACGGCAUCGAGUCCAUUUAUCAGGCAAUGACCCAUUUCUCUUGCCUGUGCUCCAAGUACAUGUGCCCCGGUGUGCCAGCACUCAUGAGCACGCUACUUGCCAACAUAAAUGCUUUCUAUGCACACACAUCUGCCUCAACCAAUGUGUCAGCUAGUGACAGGUUUGCUGCCUCCAAUUUUGGGAAAGAGAGAUUUGUAAAGCUUUUGGACCAGUUACACAACUCGCUGAGAAUAGACCUUUCCAUGUACCGGAAUAAUUUUGCAUCUUCAAACCCAGAAAAGUUAGGAGAUUUGAAGUCCACAGUGGACCUGCUCACAAGUAUUACUUUCUUCAGAAUGAAGGUCCAAGAGUUGCAAAGCCCCCCAAGGGCAGGGACGGUAGUGAAAGAGUGUGUGAAAGCCUGCCUGAAGUCAACAUAUCAGUACAUCUUUGACAACUGCUACGAACUCCAUGAGAGAGAAUUUGCUCCAGACAAGGACAAAGACAAAGUUCCGCUGGAGGAGAGAGGUCCGUCGCUGAAAAGCCUGGACUUCUGGACAAAACUCAUCAACCUUGUUGUGUCUGUGAUAGACGAAGACAAGGCCAGCUACACACCAGUGCUCAACCAAUUCCCAUCAGAGUUGAACGUUGGUGAGCUGAGUGCAGCAACUAUGUGGGAGCUGUUCUCUCAGGACAUUAAAUUUGCACUUGAAGAGCACGAUCAGCACAGGUUGUGUCCAGUGACAGACUACAUGAACCUACACUUCAGAGUCAAGUGGCUUUACAUUGAGUAUGUAGCCAAGGUGCCUCCUUACAAGGGAACUGUUCCAGAAUAUCCCAGGUGGUUUGAACCAUUUGUGCUGCUUUGGCUGACAGAGAAUGACAAGGUGUCCCUGGAGUUCCUGCAUGGUGCACUGGACAGGGACAGAAAGGACGGGUUCCAACAAAGCUCGGAGCAUGCAUUGUUUUCCUGCUCCGUUGUGGAUGUGUUCACACAACUGAACCAAAGUUUUGAUAUCAUCAAAAAGCUGGAAUGUCCAGACCCAGAGGUGACCAAGCAUUACAUGAAGAGGUUUGCUGCUACUGUCAACACUGUAUUGCUGGAGUAUGCUAACAUUGUGCAGAAGGAGUUUGACCAGUACUGUGCAGAAGAGAAAAAGGCUUGUGUCCUGAUGAACAACAUUCAGCAGCUCAGAGUCCAGCUGGAGAAAGUCUUUGAGUCCAUGGGAGGUGACAAGCUGGACCCGGAGGCAGGAGAUAUUCUGAAGGAACUCCAGGUGAAGCUCAACAAUGUGCUAGAUGAGCUGAGCCAAGUGUUCGCCAACAGUCUUGAGCCCCAGAUAAAGGAGGCUGUCGUGAGUAUGGGUAAUCAGCUCAGCAAGAUCAAGGGAGCAGGAAACGUUUCCCUCAACCAACCAAGCGCCAGGAACAACGUCGCCCAGGAAGCUGAUGUUGUCAUCAAACCUCUCAUGGACCUGUUGGAUAAAAAUUUGACACUCUUUGCCAAGGUCUGUGAGAAGACAGUUCUGAAGAGAAUCCUGAAAGAGCUAUGGAGGAUCGUCAUGAACACUAUGGAGAAGACUGUCGUUCUUCCACCUCUCACAGACAUUAGUAAAAUUGGGCAAUACCUACACCAGGUUGAAGAGGGUUCACAGUUACUUCUGUCUGCGGCCAAGGAACUUGCUCAUUUCUCGCAGUUCAAGCAGAAAAUUAUUGGAAAGCGAGGAAAAAGGCUUGAUCUAGCACGGUUAAGUCCAGAGCAGCUUAAAUUUGCCACGUUUCUCAUAUUGAGAGACAUGAACCAGGAAGAUGCCAAGAACCUUAGCCCCAGGCAGUGUGCUGUUCUGGACAGUGCUCUGGACACAAUUAAGCAAUAUUUUCACGCCGGAGGAAAUGGCCUUAAGAAGACUUUCCUGGAGAAAUCCCCAGACCUUCAGUCUCUGAAAUACGCACUCUCCCUGUACACCCAGACCACGGACACUCUCAUCAAGACGUUUGUGCAGACACAGACUCAGCAAGACCAGCCAAGUGUAGACGAUCCCCAGGGCGAAGUGUCGAUCCAGGUGGACCUGUUCACCCAUCCAGGAACGGGAGAACACAAAGUCACUGUCAAAGUCGUUGCAGCCAAUGACCUGAAGUGGCAGACAACAGGCAUGUUCAGACCCUUCGUGGAGGUGAAUCUGAUCGGCCCGCACCUGAGUGACAAAAGGCGGAAACACUCCACUAAAUCAAAGAGCAAUAACUGGUCUCCAAAAUAUAACGAGACCUUUCAUUUCAUCCUUGGUAAUGAGGAUGAACCCGAUGCCUUUGAACUCCACAUAUGUGUGAAGGACUACUGCUUUGCCCGUGAGGAUCGUCUGAUUGGCGUCGCUGUCAUGCAGUUGCGCGAUAUUGUUGAAGCUGGCAGCUGUGCGUGCUGGUGCGCCCUGGGAAGGAACGUGCACCUCGACGAAACAGGCUGGACAAUAUUACGCAUCCUAUCACAGAGGUCCAACGACGAGGUGGCAAAGGAGUUUGUCAAGCUCAAAUCCGAGACCAGAUCAGAUAUGGAGCUGGGUUGAGCUUAUGUGCCCAAAGUGGACAUGUCCAACGUCAACAUGCCGAAAGUGGACAUGUCCAAUGUCAACAUGUCAGCCAUCAAUAUGCCAAGUGUCAACGUCCCUGAUGUUAACAUGCCAAAUGUCAGCGUACAGAGCAUUGGUAUGCCAAACGUCAGCAUACCUAAUGUCUCUGUACCGAACGUCACUAAAGCUAAAGCCCAGACAUAAGUCCAACCCAGCAUCCAUACCUCAACCAUCCAUUGCAGAAAUCCCUAUCUACCCUAUCUUAUUGGUUUCUUUGACAUGACAAAGGACAAACAAAAGAACAGAAUUCCAAGUUGUUCCUAAUCAAGAACUGGAAUAAUUCCAGGUGUUUUUCGUUUUUACAAGACAGAAACACCUUGCAAGUUUGAUUUCCAAUAUGACAAGCUAACUCAGCCAUAUUGACUGGAUUACGCUUGUUUGUUGCAACUGUAAUUAUAAGGUACGAUAAUCAUACUAUUACCAAAGUACAUUUGUGCAAUGUAUGGUAUCAUAAAUCAAGAUCAGAUUGGAAUACUACUUAUUUAUUUAAUCCUAACCCUUUAUUUGAAUCAUGGUAUUCAUUCCAGAUUCCAAUCAAUAGUUCUCUUGUUGAUGUACCCUUACCAGAACAAUGCUUUACACUUGCAGUAAUAUGUUGUAUAUUGUACUAUACUCAUAACCUUCCUUCAAUUCGCUCAUUCUGAUAUAAGAGAGGGAUGGUGGGCCUGACAUUGCAGUAUUAGAAGAUCCAUGCCUGUUCAUGUAAUGGAGACCUGAAGUCCAGGUAAACAGCUCAAUUACAAUGUUACAUGGGGCUGCUAGGCACUGAUGCUACUCUGUAUAUCCACUGAACAUUCCAGAAUGUUUGUUGGAUAUACUGGUACACGUGUGGCCAUUUUGGUAGCAUCUAAGGUAGCAUCUGCAAUGCAGGUAAACCUGACUUCUGACCUAUUGGUGGUAACUAGUGUCCGGCAGUGGGCAGUGCUCUAAAUCCUGUACAUGUACAAAAUCAACGUCAACACUACCGGGACAUUUGAGCUGACCAAAGCAGCAUGGUAUGUGAAAACAUAUUGUGUUUCUUACUGAAUUUCUUCCUCAACAAUCUAUGCAGCUGAGUGGAAGUGGCAGUGUUCAUUUUUUAAUGAUUGUUUUAUGAUUACCCAGAUGAUGUGUAUGUGGAAAGAAAAUUGUAGAUUUUUUGUUAUGUCUUUGUUGGUAGUUUUUUGUUAUGUCUUUGUUGGUAGUUUUUGAGGUCCAAGACCAUGUGAGAUUACUUUUCUACUAGACACAGUGGACUGACUGUUUUUACCCAGCUGUAUUCAAGUUAUCAUCAUGUAAAAAUCAAGGGAAACAGCUGAUUGUUUUAACUAAAUCAUCACAAGUGCAACUUUCUCAUUGCCAUGCUUUAAUUGUUGCUAUGUAGGCAGGCCAACUCCUGUUGGUCCUGCACCUGUAUAUGUGUAGACAAAGGUAUGGACUCAGAAGAAUUUGUGGAAAAAGGGCUUGUUGGUAGAAAA